GGCCUGCGGCGUCAUGCACGGGGCUCGCAGACAGGAGCAGCGCGAGGCGACCCUGAAACAGUUUCGCGCAAGCUACAUCCGAGUUCUGAUCACCACAGAUGUUCUUGGCCGUGGCGUGGACAUUCCCGACGUCAAUCUGGUCUUCGUUUACGACUUCCCGUCCGACAUUGAAACAUAUGUUCAUCGAGUGGGUCGCACAGGGCGCAAUGGUCAACCAGGGUGCGCCGUGUCUCUGUUUGUGCCCGAGUCCUGGAAUGCUUUUUUGGCUCGUGAAUUGACGGAAGUGCUGGAUGCCUGCCACCAGGAAGUGCCAAUGGAGCUCU
Symbiodinium pilosum is the source of this 323-nucleotide messenger RNA. The record is from the annotation of a GenBank genome assembly. Lineage: Eukaryota; Dinophyceae; Suessiales; Symbiodiniaceae.